This is a messenger RNA of Manduca sexta (tobacco hornworm), 4499 nucleotides long. RefSeq names its product 2-phosphoxylose phosphatase 1. The record is from RefSeq and is a predicted model, not a curated record. Lineage: Eukaryota; Metazoa; Arthropoda; Insecta; Lepidoptera; Sphingidae. Gene Ontology annotation, molecular function: phosphatase activity. Gene Ontology annotation, biological process: dephosphorylation. The coding region runs from base 263 to 2263 and encodes 666 amino acids. The transcript has 7 exons.
GGGAUUACCAAGACCGGAGCGGAUUUGGCUUUGGAAUAGUUUAUUUCAGGUUAAUUUGUCUCUGAUUUGGAAUUUGCUGUUUUACGGAAUGCUUGAUCGAUCGUUUGUUUGUACUUAAUGUAUUUAUUUUUAAUUUUGUGCUAGUUAUAACUUCAUUAAACGCAGUUUAAACAAUGGUGAUUUAAGUGUGCAAUCUUAUGAUUUCAAGUAACUGCCACAUAUUUUUAUUUUCUGUGUAAAAUGUGAGUCAAAAAUAUUAAAAAUGACCAUAACAUUUGCGAAUAAGAGCAAAAUAAUGACUGAAAUGAUGAAGUUUUCGUUUCAUCACAGGGCUUUUUACUGCUACCUUGGCAUGAGCAUUUGGAUAUUCUUCCUGAUAACAGUUAUGUAUAAAUAUAUGUCAGUGAGCGAGGAUGCCACUCUACCAAAGAAAAUAAUUCGUAAUGAAUACACAUUAUCAAAGGCUGAUUUAAAAUUUAGAAAAAUCUAUCUACGAGCUUGUCAUCCACCUGAUAGUAUUGUAAGAGGAGCCGAAGGUGCAGUAGACAAUGAUGCUUGGUUACUUCAAGGAGUGCUCGUUAUAACCAGGCAUGGGGACAGGGGGCCCCUAACGCAUCUCAAGGGAGGAGAUAAGCUGCCCUGUGAUUCGGUCCCUGUUUCACCUCUGUUGAAGAGUUACAUGGAGUACGUGACGAACGGCAGCGCGUCGGGGCGCGCGUGGUGGGUGUCGGCGCCGGGCCCGUUCCACAACUUCCCGCCGCUGCCGCCGCGCGCCGCCGGCACGUCGUGCGCGCUCGGGCAGCUCACGCCGCGCGGCCUGCUGCAGAUGCUCACCGUCGGUAAUAUAUUAAGGGAGGCUUAUGGAGAGAGACUUGGGCUCGAUCACUUAGACACACAGGGGAAACAUGAUACAGGCGGCGUGGUGUCGUACAGCACGCGGUACCGGCGCACGUUCCAGUCGCUGUCGGCGCUGUGGUGGGGCGCGGCGCGCGCGGGCGCGGGCGCGCGGCUGGCGGCGGCGCGCGAGGCGCACAGCGUGGCCUUCUGCUUCCGCGACUGCGCCUGCGCCGCGCACCACGCGCUCAACAAGAAAAUAAACAUACAAGCAAGAAACCGUCUAGACUCCCAUCCAGCGAUAAAAGACUUAGUCGAUAAACUAUCGAAAGUUCUAUUCGAGACGCAAGAACGAACCGACGCGGACGUCGUAAGAGAUGCCCUGUUAGCCUACAUGUGUCACGACGCCUCCCUGCCAUGUACGGAAAAGCCAAAACACACCAAAACGAAACUAUCUAUCGACAAACGAUAUAAAAUUCGCGGUGAGAGGGUCAGCUCUAGAAACCUACUCGAUAUCGAUAUCGAUACUUUAAACAUGGAACUCGAUUAUAUAAACAAUCAGGUCGAUUUCAAUAACGAUAUUGGGAGGAAGGCUAGAGAUAUUAUAGGGAAAUACUAUGAUAGUAAAGAUAAGAAGGCGCCGUUGGAUUUUGAUGCUCAGAUGGAGAGAGAGAAACUUUUGUACUACCAGCAGAGGUAUAUGGACAACGCUGACUCCUAUGACGAUGUUGUUAUAGUCAAGAAGAAUUUAGACGCGGAUUUCAACUUCCCCAACGAUGCACGGAUGGACACCGAUUUCGAUGAGGAUUACAAAGAGCCUACACCCGAAACCGAAGACUUUUGCAUCAAAAAGGAACACGUUAUGUCCCUAUUCGCAUAUUUAGAAUGGAGUUAUAGGCAGGAAAUUAAAAAUAUACACAACAGACGGCGCGGUUUGCUAGUCGCGUACGGGUUAAUGCACAAUAUAGUGCAGAAUAUGAUCCGUAUGAUAUCGGAGAACAAGCCGAAAUUUGUCGUAUACUCGGGACAUGAUAAGACCCUACAAGCACUGAUAUUGGCUUUGGGGUUGAACAACUACCAACAUUAUAAUAUACAAUACGCUUCCAGAAUGAUCUUUGAGGUGUACAGAAAGGAGGAUUUGCGAGACGAGUUCAAAUUUACGAAGAGGAAAGCGAUCGCGCAAGACUUUUAUUUCCGUGUCGUUUACAACGGUGAAGAUGUGACGAAUAAAUUGAGUUUUUGUAAGUCAAGGCAGAAUGUUGUUAUGAAAGUCGUAGACCCCAUAGACGAUAUGAAAAUCUACAAUACAUAUCUAUGUUCUAUUGAAAAUAUAGUUAGGUUUAUACACGACGAUUAUUUCGCUCCGUUUAAUGUGAGUAAUUAUAAGGAUGCGUGUGCGACGUACGGCAGUGGUAAGCACACGUACUGACUCAAUAAUGUGUCAUUGUCUUACAUAUCUUAUACAUCAGAAUAGGAUUCACCGUUGUUUUAAUUUAACUUCAAUACCGGUCCUUUAUCGUAGCGCCAGUAUGUUUUUUUAUAAGUGUACGACAAAGUGAUGGAAGGUGGAGUGGGGUCCAAUGGAAUGUCGACUGGCCAAUGAUUACCCCUCGACAGUCGACACAAUUAUGCCGGCCUGCUGGAACCGGAUAUAUAUAGGCUGAUCCCGAAAUGGGACACAUUUACGUGAGCCAGUAUGGCGGGUUUUAACUCUUUGUGUACGGUUGUCUUUCAAAAAUAUCCUACCCCGUUCCUUAUUGUGUCUAGAUCAUCAAUGGGUCCAUUGUCCUAUUUUAUAGAAAUUUAUUUAAGGUUUUCAUUUAUUUCAAUUAACUUCAGCGAGACUGCUUUAGGUUUAAUAAGUUUUAACAUUGACUAGCUCAAAAGUAUUAACACAGAAAUAUUUAAAAACAUAAUAUGAUAUGCUUUAAGUUAUUUGUGCAAGCACAAAUUCCUUUUGUGAUGACAACACAGCCUUUGACAUAUCAGUGUUGCCAGUAUAUUGGCCAGUAUUAUUUACUACCGCUAAAUCAAAUUCUAUGAUUUCUGUACUUGUCGGUUACGUAUAUAAUCAAUUGAUCUCAUUUACAGCCGUCAUAUAAGCCUUACUAAUCCAGUGAUAAUAUAACCAAAUGAAACAGUUUUUUUUUCAUUUCGUAUUAGAAUUUACUUGGAUAUCGUUCUGUUAGAUCUCAUUAACCGCCGUUUUCAUUAAACGAUCCCGAACGCUUUUUUCGAUCUAUGUCAAAAAUGGACCAAUCAGAACAAAUUGUUUUGACAUGCUUACAAAUGAGUCAUUUUCAUUGGUUCGUUCUCGGAAUCGGAUUGAAGAUUAAGAUUGGGAUCGUUUAUUGAAACCGGUUGUGAAACAAUUUGUGAUAGCGAUCUUUUUGGAAUUUAUGAAGUUAUUCCCAACUGUCUCAUAGAAGAAGUAUUUUGAAUUGUAUAAAAAAAGUGGUUUUUGCAUGAGUUUUUUUUAAAUAAUUUUCGUUACUUAUAUCUUAUGACGAUUUUGAUGAUAACUUGUGUUGAAUUAUAAUAGGGUAUAUGACUUUUUUUAUUACUUUUAUAAAGUACGUCGUAUAAAUUCUAAAACAGAAGAAAUCAUUGAAGUCCCAUGAAAAAUGUUCACGUUAUAAGCCAUUAAAAUUUGGUAGAAGGAGUGUGUCAAAAAAUAGAAGAGACGAAAUACCUGCAUGUGACGUCAGCGGGCAUUACAUUGCGUGCGAAAGAAAGAGAUGAAGCGAUAUCCCUACUCCACGCUCACUCCGGUACGCAGCAAUAUUUGAAAUUUCAUUUACUGCCUCAUUCCUUAUCGAAUUUUAAUGCUGUUGUUACAGAAUAAUUUCUUUUUUUAUACUAAUUGCUGUUACAUAUUAAAAAAUACAUAAAAUCAAACAUAGUCAAAUACCCUAUUGUAUUUAAUCGGCAAAAAAAAAGAAUAUUCAAUUAUAGACAGUAUUUAGGAAUCGCUUAUUUGAAACUUGGAAUAAUUUUUGAUUUAAAAUUGUGUUUACGUGAAAAGACUUAUAAGACUGCAUUGAAAUUAUUUAACCGUGUAUUUAUGUAGUUGUAAUUUAUUAUAUAAGUUUUUAGUUUUUCGUUUCGUCCAUUUAUAGAAGCUAAGAAGGCUAACUAUUACUGAAAUAAGUUAAUAUUAUUUAUUUAGGUCUAACAAGUUUGAACGAAAAUUUUGUUCUUGUUACUUGUGCCGACCUGGUUUACCUUUAUUUUGUAUCACUUAAUUGAAAUGCCUGACCAGGAAAAUAAAAAACCUGGUUAUGUUGUGGUAAAUAUAGGAGUAAUUUUUUGUACUGUCAACCUUAACUGAUAAACGAAAAAGCGAAAGUGACGCCCCCAAAGGCAAGUUUUUAUUUUCCUGCUCUGGAUAUAGUAGCUAGAAAUUUAAAAGAUAAGGCACCUUUACACGCCACAAAUAUGGAACUUAACUCAGAUUUUUUUAAAGGUAUAGUGCGGUCAGGCAUAAGUGCGCCAGCUACAGUUCAGCAAUGUAGAGUUAUUUUUGCUUUGUAUUGCAAGUCCCGAUAGAGACGCCCAUAGAGAACCUUCUGACGGUAUUAACUUAUCAAUAUGUAAUCAGUGUAUACUUUUCAAAACAACAUAUCAAAAAAGCAAUUAUCAUAUUAAAUUGGUUUAAAAUGUAC